AUGCGGCUUGCAUUCACUGAAGAGGACGAUAUGUUCCUUAUAAACGCCUGGAUUUGCCAUACAUUAGAGCCGCUUUCCACAGAGGCUGUAUCAUGGUCUGCCGUACAUGAGUUGUUCGUGUUCCAAUGGGACCAAAGGGAUCCGUUCGGCGGGACUCGGAAGCGCGUCGAUCAGCUUCAAGAACGCUUUGCGGGCAUCGUCAGGGAUGUCCGGACAUAUGAACAGCAACUGUUCCGCAUUCGUGCCCGCUUUGGCAGCUCUACCGCCUGUCAAGAGACGCAUCAGCUGUACGCUUUACAAGCGUGGCACGGCUACAGAGUACUAGCUAAGGAAAUGGCCGCGUGGAGGGUUACCGUGGCAACCAUGCAGCGUAGGGGGAUGUCACAUGCUUCUUACCCAAGUCGUCCGUUUGGUGCUGGGGUUCUUGAGCUCAGGAGACAGGAUGCAGAAAGAAAGUUGCGUGCACAUUAA
Molecule: messenger RNA, 471 nt
Organism: Sphaeroforma arctica JP610
Lineage: Eukaryota; Ichthyosporea; Ichthyophonida
Exons: 5
Coding region: 1-471 (156 amino acids)
Source: RefSeq, a predicted model, not a curated record